AGAAGGCUCCCAGCUGGUUGGAAUGUUAGAGAAGUUUCUCGACUCUGAGCACAAAUGUUUAUUUAAGCUCCUGCCAGGGAUCGGAAGGGAAAGCAGCAGGUAGACCGAGGAAACAAACGUCUUAAGUUGGGGGGUUUCUCGCUCCCUCGAAGAGAUUUUUCACCAACAAGGUUUGUCCUCACUCAGUGCUGUUUUUGACUUAGAAGAAAAUCAUGGCUGACGGCCAGAUGCCCUUUUCCUGCCACUACUCCCCCAGGCACCGACAUGUCCGAGACCGAUUCAGAGAGCCUGGCUUGUCCUCUCGACUCCUGGACGAUGACUUCGGCAUGUGCCCCUUCUCUGGGGACCUGACUGCGGACUUGCUGGAUUGGGCUCGCCCACGACUGACCAGUACCUGGCCCGGUCCACUGCGAUCAGGAAUGGCCCGAGCCUCUGGCAUGCCCCCGCCUGGAUACGGCUCCAGGUUUGGCAGUUACCCUGAAGGUCGGAGUCCUGCUCCCUUCUCUGGGGAGCCCUGGAAGGUGUGUGUCAACGUGCAAAGCUUUAAACCCGAGGAGCUGACAGUGAAAACCAAGGACGGCUAUGUGGAAGUGUCAGGCAAACAUGAAGAGCAACAGGAAGAAGGAGGAAUAGUCUCCAAGAACUUCACCAAGAAAAUCCAACUUCCAUAUGAGGUGGAUCCUGUCACAGUUUUUGCUUCCUUAUCGCCAGAGGGUCUGCUGAUCAUUGAAGCUCCACAGAUCCCUCCCUACUGCCAGUACGGAGACAGCAGCUAUGGCAACGAGAUCCCAAUGGACAGCCAAGAAGCAACCUGUGCUUAAAGGGUCUUCCCCAUUCCCUUUCUUCCCACUCCCUCCCUGAAAAGAUUUCUCUCCAAUUCCAGACGUGAUUGCGUUAGCUGAAAGGAAGUGUACAUUGGAUAUUUUCUUAAAGGGUCGUGUUUCCUCACAUUUUACAAACAUAUUCUUGUUCAAAUCAGAUUGAUUUUGCACUGGGAGGUGGUGGUUGACUGUAAGCCUCCAGUACCAUUAUAACGUUGUUCUUUGUCAUACGGUUGCACCUAGAUGGCCUAAGAGAGCUCAGAGCUCUGUUGUGCUAGGCACUCGACAUACUAACAGUCGUAGCUAGUCCGCGUCCCAGUGAGCUUACAACCGAAAUAGGCAAGACAGAUGAAGGAUGGGAGGCGAAGUGACUUACCUGAGGUCAUACACAAGGUCAAUGGCAGAGUCAAGAACAGAACCCAGGCCUCUUAGACUUCUAGUUGAGUGCCUUAAUUACUAGACCAAACUGCACUUCCCUAUUAUUGGUCACAUUUUUCUCCAGUAGCUGCCACUGACCAGCAUGGGGCAGAGAAUUUACCAUAGCAAGGUCCAAGCAGUGGUUGAAAUCCCCUUACAAACUGCUCCCAGGCUCUGAUCCUAGCGAGUCUUAUUGAAACUGGAGUAGAUAGCUCCAUAGCUCCAACUUCUCUCCUCGACACUUCCCCCUCAGCAAUAAGUAUCCAAUCCAGCCCACAGUUUCACCAAGGUUUUAUAGAGGUCUUACAUGCUCCAAUAUUGUUUAUCUGUAUAUCAGACAGAACAAAGUGGAUGUCUUCUUUAUUAUUAUUAUUUUGCUAUAUGUUAGAGAUGGAAUAUUUAUGACAAUAUCAAAAAUCUUUUCUCCUCUUCAAUUCAAAUGCAACUCUGUAGUCGUACCAAUUGUGCGUCUUUUUCCUUGUCCUCAUUUGAACGACUGCUCUUUAAACAGCCUCUUGCCAGCAUCUGCACUAGCGACGGAAAGAUGUUGUUGCUUCGUAGACAGACAAACUGACAGAUCUGACAUAUUUCAAAAUGUAAAUUGUGUGCAUGUUUGGAACCUUUUUUCCAAAGAGGAUUUGUGCUUUUAUUGGACAAACGAUGAAUAAAAGUAGUUGACAUUC
Molecule: messenger RNA, 1921 nt
Organism: Mauremys reevesii (Reeves's turtle)
Lineage: Eukaryota; Metazoa; Chordata; Testudines; Geoemydidae
Gene: HSPB8
Product: heat shock protein family B (small) member 8
Exons: 4
Coding region: 213-821 (202 amino acids)
Biological process (GO): cellular response to unfolded protein
Cellular component (GO): cytoplasm; nucleus; protein folding chaperone complex
Molecular function (GO): protein homodimerization activity
Source: RefSeq, a predicted model, not a curated record